AUGGACUCCAAGGCGUUUCAUACACUGCAGUAUCUGCAGCCUCAGCGCUUCUUUGGGGAUCGGCUCAGCCAGAUCCCUUCCGUAAAUCAGACUUGGAACUCGUCUUCGUUGUUCAAUGCAGCAAGCAAGCCCCGCGUUCCGAACGGGCCACUGGUCGGCCUCACUGAUCAAGCACGCCAUCACCCCAUCCUCGUCUGCUUGGUCGUGUUCGCUUUCGGCACUUCGUAUCUUCUCUUCAGAUACUGGGACUGUGCCAUCGGGUGCGAGCGUCGCUCCGAUCUUAAAGGCCCAAAGGGUCUACCACUCAUCGGUAACCUACUUUGGGCACUCAAGAACCGCGAUCCCCUCGGUUACCAGGUCUACGCUCAACAGAAGUACGGAUACGGUAACACUCACUCGCUUCCCGGUCUGGGUCGUCUGAUCGACAUAUCGCGUCCGGAUUGGAUCGAGCAUGUGCAGAAGACCAAGUUUGCCUCCUACGUCAAGGGAGAGCAGUUCCAUGACCAGAUGCGCGAUGUUCUCGGAGAUGGCAUCUUCACUUCGGACGGCGAGCGUUGGAAGAUGCAGCGCAAAGUUGCUUCGCGGAUCUUUACCGUCAGCUCAUUCAAGGCGAUCAUCACCCACACCAUCAGAGAAGACUGCAAGCUUGUGGAAAAGCUGAUCGAGUCGUAUGCCAAGGAUGGAAGCGUCUUUAACCUGCAAGAACUCUACUUCAAGUUCACGCUAAGCUCGUUUGUCAAGAUCGCCUUCAGCCAGGACAUCAAGGCGCUUUCCGAGCCCGACCGCCCCGACACCUUCGGAGAUGCAUUCAACUACGCGCAGAAGGUGCUGGACAUGCGCUUCGUACAGCCAUGGUGGAAGAUCGCCGAGCGUUUCAGCGAGACUGGCAAGAAGAUGCGUGCCGCAAGGAAGGUGGUUGAAGAGUUCACCAACAACAUCGUGGAAUCGCGCCGCAGUGAGACCGAGGCACUAGGCGAGAAAGCUAAGCCGGAAGGCAGUCGCAAGGAUUUGCUCGAUUUGUUCAUGGCCUACCGCUCUUCGGAUGGCCAGGGCUUGAGCAACCAGCAACUCAAGGACACCAUCUUGAAUCUCAUGAUUGCCGGUCGCGAUACCACAGCUGAAGCCUUGUCUUGGAUGUCUUGGCACAUGUUGACCAAGCCCGAUGUCUACUCUUCCAUUCGAGAAGAGAUCGACGCCUCGCUGGAAGCGGAUGGACAGCAAGAGGGCUUGGAGAUCGACUACGAUGUCUUUGAACAGCACACUGCUAAGCUGACGACCUUCCACGAGACGCUGCGGCUUCACCCUUCCAUCCCUAAAAACAUUCGUCGAGCUCUGCAGGACGACGUGCUUCCGAAUGGUGGACCUCGAGUCCGGAAGGGUGACCUCGUGCUCUAUUCUGAUUGGGCCAUGGCUCGCAACCCCGAGAUCUGGGGUCCUGACGCUUGCGAGUUCAAGCCAAGCCGAUGGAUCGACGACAAGACAGGCUCGACCGUCAAGUACUCUCAAUUCCAGGCGCACUUCUUCAAUGGCGGGCCAAGGUUGUGCCUUGGACAAAAGCUGGCAAGUUACGAGGUGGUGCAGCUGAUCCACCACAUCUUCGCCAAAUUUGAUCUGGAGCUUGUCGAUCACGGCCCUAAGAAAUCCGCUGGCUUCGACAAGGUGCCCGAUUACCUCAAUUCUCUCACGCACCCGAUGAAGCGUCCUCUCUUGGUCCGAGCUACGAUUCGGGCACACAAGGAAGAAACUCGUUAG
Messenger RNA from Sporisorium graminicola, 1752 nucleotides. RefSeq lists its product as uncharacterized. The record is from RefSeq and is a predicted model, not a curated record. The coding region runs from base 1 to 1752 and encodes 583 amino acids. The transcript has a single exon. NCBI's taxonomy places the organism in Eukaryota, Fungi, Basidiomycota, Ustilaginomycetes, Ustilaginales, Ustilaginaceae. Gene Ontology annotation, molecular function: heme binding; oxidoreductase activity, acting on paired donors, with incorporation or reduction of molecular oxygen; iron ion binding.